Molecule: messenger RNA, 2979 nt
Organism: Phacochoerus africanus (Common warthog)
Lineage: Eukaryota; Metazoa; Chordata; Mammalia; Artiodactyla; Suidae
Gene: IL12RB1
Product: interleukin 12 receptor subunit beta 1
Exons: 16
Coding region: 110-2302 (730 amino acids)
Biological process (GO): cytokine-mediated signaling pathway
Cellular component (GO): external side of plasma membrane
Molecular function (GO): protein binding; cytokine receptor activity
Source: RefSeq, a predicted model, not a curated record
GGUCUUUCUUGCACAGCUUCAACGUGUUCCUGGGUGAGGACUGGUUGGCUGGGGGACUUGCUGGUAGCACAGAAGCUUGUCUGGAGCUGCUGAUCUCUGCAAGGACCGGAUGUGGCAACGAGUGACCAGGCUGGUCCCCCUCUUCCUCCUCCUGUUCCCGAGGCAGGGUGCUGAAGCCUGCAGUACCAGCAGGUGCUGUUUCCAGGACCCGCCAUAUCCGGAUGCAGACUCAGGCUCAGCUUCUGGCCCCAGGGACCUAAACUGCUACCGGAUAUUCAACAGAGCUGGUUAUGAAUGUUCCUGGGAGUAUGAGGGCCCCACAGCUGGGGUCAGCCACUUCCUGAGAUGCUGCCUCAAGUCUGGGCGCUGUUGCUACUUUGCCACAGGCUCAGCCACCACGCUGCAGUUCUCCGACCAGGAUGGCGUAGACGUGCUCAAUGCUGUCACUCUCUGGGUAGAAUCCCGGGCUGCCAACAAGACGGAGAAGUCCCCCAUGGUUACCUUGAAUCUCUACAGCUCUGUUAAAUACGACCCUCCCCCAGGAAACAUCAAGGUAUCAAGGUCAGCAGGGCAGCUGCACAUGGAGUGGGAGACCCCAACCCGCCAGGAUGGUGCUGAGAUACAGUUCCGACACCGGACACCUGGAAGCCCGUGGAUGCUGGGCGACUGUGGACGUCAGGAUGAUGAAGCUGGCUUCGAGUCAUGCCUAUGCCCCCUGGAGAUGGACAUGGCCCAAGAAUUCCAGCUGCGACGACGCCGGGGGCCAGGGGUCCCAGGAGGUCCCUGGAGCAGCUGGAGCAGCUCUGUGUGCAUCCCCCCUGAAAACCCCCCACAGGCCAAGGUGAAGUUCUCAGUGGAGCAGCUCCGCUCAGAUGGGAGGAGGCAGGUGACCUUGGAUGAGCAGCUGCCCCAGCUUGAGCUUCCGGAAGGCUGCCUUGGGAACAACUCUGGAGUGGAAAUGACCUACCAUGUUCACCUGCACAUGCUGUCCUGCCCUUGUAAGGCCAAGGCCACAAGGACUCUGCGCCUAAGGAAAAAGCUCAUCCUCUCAGGCGCUGCCUAUGACCUGGCUCUCAUUUCCCGGAAUCGCUUUGGCCUUGGCCCCAACCAGACAUGGCACCUUCCUGCCUAUAACCAUUCAGGACCAGGGACUCUGAAUAUCAGUGUUGGAGCCAAUAGGACCACCAUGCAUUGGCCAGUCCUGGCCCAGGGCCUGACGUACUGCAUUGAGUGGCAGCCCCAGGGCCAGGAUGAGAGCCUUGUCAACUGUACCUUGAUGACACCCAAGGACCAGGACCCUGCUGGAAUGGCAGCCUACAGCUGGAGCCAAGCACUUGGGGCAAUGGGGCAGAAGGUGUGUUAUCGCAUCACCAUCUUUGCCUCUGCACGUCCAGAGAAGCCCACGUCAUGGUCCACAGUCUCAUCAACCUACUACUUUGCAGGCAAUGCCUCAGGAGCUGGGAGCCCACAGCAUGUGUCGGUGAAGAAACUCAACCAGGAUUCCGUGUCUGUGGACUGGACACCAUCUCUGCUGAGUGCCUGCCCCGGUGUCCUGAAGGAGUACAUUGUGCGCUGCCAUGAUGAGGACAGCGACCAAGUAUUCGAGCUGCCAGUGAAGCCAACAGAGACCCGGGUCAUCCUUCAAGGCCUGCGGGCUGGCACAGCCUACACGGUGCAGGUUCGAGCAGACACAGCCAAGUGGCAGGGCUCCUGGAGCCAGCCCCUGCGCUUCAGCAUCGAAGUCCCCGUUUCUGAGUUGCGCGAUUUGUCCAUCUUCCUGGCAUCUUUGGGGAGCUUCGUGAGCAUCCUUCUCCUGGGAGUCUUUGGGUACCUUGGCUUGAACAGGGUUGUAAGGCAUCUGUGCCCGCCCCUGCCCACACCUUGUGCCAGCACUGCCGUUGAGUUCUCUGACAGCCAGGGGAAGCAGGUUUGGCAGUGGACCAGCCCAGCAGACUUCCCAGAGGAGGUGUCCCCCCAAGAAGCCCUGGUGGUGAACAUGUCCUGGGACAAAGGCGAGGGGGUUGACCCAGACACACCUGGGCCUCUCAAGGAGAAGGUGGAGCUGCCUCUGGAUGCCCCUGAGCCGGCCCUAGACAUGGAGCUGCCCUUGGAGGACAGGAGACAGGCGCAAGGACGCCCUGAGCCCGGGACUCUGAGGCCUGGGUGGCACGGUGGUCUGGAGGGCAGCCCUGCCCAGACAGCUGGACUCCUGCUGCUCCUGGGAGAUCUAAGGCAGACUCCCAGGUUUGGUUCCCAGGGAGAAAGGGGAACAUCUGCCUCCUCUUACAGAGAGGAAGACUGAUGAUUGCAAUCACGAUGGCUGGUUAUUAAGCACUUACUGCAUAUCCAGCCUGUGCCGCCCAGACACUCACGUUAUGCCCUGAAUCCCCAUAACUGCCUUGAGGUAUGAGGCUGUCCUAUUUACCUAUUUCUCUGAGUCUCACCGAGGCUCAGAGAGGGUGAGUGCCUUGCCUAUGGCUACACAGCAGGUGCAUAAGUCGAACCUAGGCAGAGUGACUCCGACCCUGGCCACUGCUUCCAUUCACACCUACUCUGUCCUGUUGUCACACAUCCUGUGGUGGGAACCCUAGAAACCACCAUGAAAUGGAAGCUGCUACCCCAAGCCAGGGCCUGGCAUCCAUGGGGAUAGACUAGAGGGAGGCUCAAAGGGGUUCAUGGUGGUCCUGGGCUGGGCAUCCUGUACCAGAAGCACUGGAUGGGGAAUCUGGGUGCACAGGGUCCUCAGCCACAUUGCGGGGUCUCCAGCCUUGGAGGAUCUAGGUUUAGGGAAAAGAAGGGGGGCUCAAAGCAUUCUGAGGGAGGUGAUAGCUCCUCCCUGGCCUCAGUCUCCUUCUCUGUAAAAUGGGCCUGAGGAUAAUGUUGACCUCACAGAGAUGGGGGAGGUGUAAGGCUUAAUAAAUUUUCCCCCUGGAGUUCUCGUUGUGGCUCAGCAGAAACGAAUCCAACAGGAACCAUGAG